AUGUGUGCUCAGGUGCAGAUCCAAGACCGAGCUGCCACGCCGGUUAUCUCCAUUAUCUACUGGUCACGACAAGCCAUCGUGCCUGCAGGCAAGCUCAAGGCAUGGCUGGAGAUGCACGACGUCGCGUCUGUGCGCCUCCCUUCCAGCGCGCUCUUCAGCAAGCACCACCACGGCUCAUCCACCACCCAUGAGGCAGACAUCGCGUUACUGGAGCUCAUACAGAUGGCAAGAGCAAUCAUCAUCCUGGACAUACACGAGCCCGUGGGUCCAGACAACAAUGCGGCAUCCUCACGUGCAGGGAGGGCACACAUGUGGAACAGCCACAGCACCGCAGCCGUCCUUCGCUCCAUCAUCACUACAAAGAAGCCGUGCAUCGUUGUCAACUUGUGGACGGCCAUGGCGAGCCCGCCAGGCAGCAAUGUCGCACCAUCAAGCAGCAGCAGCAGCAUCCGCCUUCCUGCCGGGCUCGAGGCGAUAGCAACGGUGCACUGGCACAUGGGUACGGCCGAGUGCAGCGACAGGCCACCGCAAAAGCUCAUCCUGGCCCUCAUGCACGUGCUGGGCAAGGAUACGUCGCUUGUUUCCCACCGCAGCAGUCGGUCGCCAAGUCUGGGCCACCGUUCGCCGCGCCGCACCGUCAGCGAUCCGAGGGGCAUGCGCCAGCGGCCCCGCACCCUCUCACCAGCAGCGCAGAGCACGGGCACGCUGCCACGUAUCCACACGCGGUCUGAGGACACACGCUUCCCACAUGAGCACCAAGGCCUUCGCCGAUCUCAACACGGGCAUGGCGACACGCAUGACGCCAACAGCGCCGGCAACCACAACGGCAAAGCAACCCCCAGUUACGACUGCUCCGCCCGAACCGCGCCGCCCACAGCUGCCAAAGCCACAGGCAGCGAGGCUGUUCCCCUCUGUCCCUCCGCCGAACAGCAAGCCACGCCGCACAAACACGUCCACGACUGGCACGUUUGCAGGAAUCAGCAUUCACACCAGCAGCAUCAGCAACACCAGCAGCACAAGCAGUCUUGGCACGAACAAUACCAGCCAUCUUCCCAGGACGCACGGUCUGCGAAAGCAGCGCCUGAACGGGCUCUGCACCUCCAGCAUCACCCACGCUUCAUCGUCACCACUGCUGUCAGCACCGUCGUCCCCAUCGCCAUCGCCAGCGACCAUACCACCAUCACUGGCGCAAUCCAGCAGCAGCAGCAGCAGCAGCAGCAGCCGCGGUUUCCCGAGUGCCCUUCAUUGGCAUCACAGCUGCAUGAUGGCAUGCCAAUCAGAACAGUGCUGCGCGCCAUGGCCGAGCGCUCAUCCGACGUGCAUAUCCAGCGCCGUGGGUGCGACCUGGUGCUGAGUGCCACCCGACGGGCCACGGCCGCACACGCUAGCUUCCAGAGCGCCAUCAACGAGCUUGCAGCGAACCACCAACAGGUUGCACAUGGCGGCGGAAGCGCCGCUUCGGACACAUCGGCACACGCACGUGCUGCCGUGCCACUAAUUGGCGAACAUGAGUGUGGGUGCGACAUGCAGAUGCAAGGGCCGUCGUCCUCAUGCGGGUACCGCGAGCUGAUCGACGGGGGUGCAAUUGCGGCGCUCUGCACAGCAAUGCAAGCGCACCCGGGCGACAUGGCUGUGCAAACACACGCACUCGAGGGCAUGGCAGCGCUGGCUGCGGUGGGAGGCGCACGCCACUCGAUUGUGCGCCGGAACGGCAUCGAGUUGGCACUGAGCGCACUGAGCACACACGACAGCCUGGAUGACGACGGCGGCCUCGUGACUGCAGUGGCCGUGUUCAUCGAGCAGCUCACAUGCAGCAGCCACGUCAUCCGCAGGCACGUGGCGACGAAAGGUGGCGUCCAAGCACUGCUGGGUGCGUUUGUCCGACACCAGAACAACACGUGCGCUACGGCGGCUGUGCUGCGUGCCUUGUUCAACCUCUCCUUUGAUGCGGCUGCCCGCGUGCGCAUGUUGUCCAUGCACUUGGGCGAUGCCGUGCAGAGCCUGCUUGUCCGCCAACGCCAGGCGAUGAGAGUGUCCUCGACAUGUCGCCAGCUCCUCCGCCCAGCCGCAGUCAACCUACUGCGCCGCCUUGUCCUACCUUGCCCGCUCUCGCUGGCCUUCCCUUUGCACCAUGACAAGCACAAGGCCGAGGAAGAACAAGGAGACCACUGAUUCAUGUGUGUUGUGGUGUGUGUGUUGUUGUUGUGUGUGUGCGUAUGUAUGUGUGUGUGUGUGUUGUUGUUGUUGUGUGUGUGUGUGUGUGUGUGUGUGUAGGUGUGU
Salpingoeca rosetta is the source of this 2280-nucleotide messenger RNA. RefSeq lists its product as uncharacterized. Lineage: Eukaryota; Choanoflagellata; Craspedida; Salpingoecidae. The record is from RefSeq and is a predicted model, not a curated record. The coding region runs from base 1 to 2172 and encodes 723 amino acids. The transcript has 4 exons.